Messenger RNA from Oryzias latipes (Japanese medaka), 2638 nucleotides. It is a transcript of the gene txlna, whose product is annotated as taxilin alpha. The record is from RefSeq and is a predicted model, not a curated record. Lineage: Eukaryota; Metazoa; Chordata; Actinopteri; Beloniformes; Adrianichthyidae. Gene Ontology annotation, molecular function: syntaxin binding.
ACAGCGACAUGAAUCUGACGCGGAGAAGAAGAAUCUAAAGUUAUGAGCGGAAGUUAGCUUCAGUCUCACGCUGAGAUCGAAACCUGAAAUUCUGAGACAUAUAAACAGUUUCUUCCCGCAGUCUUCAGCAGACAUGAAGAAAGAAGACACGGAGGAGUCUGCCAGCCCGGCCUUUGAGGCAGCUGCACCCCCACCUGCAGAUCCGGAGGCAGCUGCUAAAGGCAGUCCGGCCUCAACGAGUCCUGAGACUGAUACCCCACCACAAAGCCAAGGGGGAGGAGACGCAGAGGCUGCCAUGUCUCAGUCCGAUAUGGCAGACGAGCUGAGCCGGCAGCUGGAGGACAUCCUCAGCACCUACUGCCGGGAGUCAGAAGACGCUGGUGCCUUGCUCAAUGGCCAGUCGCACAGCCUGGUGCUGAACGGGCUGAACUGUGAGAAGGAACACGAGAAGUCUGAGGACAGCAAAGUCAACGGCGGUCACAAGUCAGAGAAGGAGCAGAAGAAGACUCAGGAGAAAAAAAAAGUCAAAGGUUUGGGGAAGGAGAUCACCCUUCUGAUGCAGACGCUGAACACCCUCAGCACUCCGGAGGAGAAGCUCACCGGCCUCUGCAAGAAGUACGCUGAACUGCUGGAAGAACACCGGAACACCCAAAAACAGAUGCGAGUCCUGCAGAAGAAGCAGAGCCAGCUGGUCCAGGACAAGGACAACCUGAGGAACGAGCACAGCAAGGCCAUCCUGGCCCGCAGCAAGCUGGAGAGCCUGUGCCGGGAGCUGCAGAGACACAACCGCACCCUGAAGGAAGAGGGCAUACAGAGAACCCGGCUGGAGGAGGAGAAGAGGAAGGAGGUGACGUCUCAUUUCCAGGUGACGCUGAACGACAUCCAGGCUCAGAUGGAGCAGCACAACGAGAGAAACGCCAGCCUGCGGCAGGAGAACGCAGAGCUGGCCGAGAAGCUCAAGAAACUCUACGAGCAGUACAAGCUGAGGGAAGAGCACAUAGACAAAGUGGUGAAGCACAAAGACCUGCAGCAGCAGCUGGUGGACGCAAAGCUGCACCAGGCGCAGGAGCUGCUGAAGGAGUCUGAGGAGCGGCACGAGAGGGAGAAGGACUUCCUGCUGAAGGAAGCCAUCGAGUCCCAGAGGAUGUGUGAGCUGAUGAAACAGCAGGAGGUUCACCUCAAGCAGCAGCUGUCGCUGUACACGGAGAAGUUUGAGGAGUUUCAGACCACGCUGUCCAAGAGCAAUGAAGUCUUCACCACCUUCAAGCAGGAGAUGGAGAAGAUGACCAAAAAGAUCAAGAAGCUGGAGAAGGAGACGGCCAUGUACCGCUCCAGAUGGGAGAGCAGCAACAAGGCUCUGCUGGAGAUGGCUGAGGAGAAGUCGCUGCGGGAUCGAGACUUCGAGGCGCUGCAGCUCAAAGUCCAGCGGCUGGAGAAGCUGCGGCGAGCGCUGAAGGUGGAGCGAAACGAGCUAAACAAGAAGGUCCAGGGCCUGUGUGGGGAGCCAUCCAGCGCCACGGGGGCUCCAGGCGCCGACCCGGGGACCGACUCCCCGUCCCCACCCCCCACAGACUCUCUGCUGGAGCCCGCCUCCUGCUCCCGCCCCUGCCAGUGUGAGCCGGAGCCCAACGCCCCCCUCCAAGAAGCAAGCGCUGCUGCCCUGGCUCAGGAAUGAAGCCUCGGGCUCCUGCAGCAGCAGCAGCCCCCCCCCCCACAGCUGCUGCUCCUCCUUCACACGCCGCUGGAAGAAACGGGACAGACGGAGCAGAACGGCCGGCGGGUCCAACAGGUGUCCGUCUCUGCAGACCGCUUCUCCAAAGCACUUCAAAUGUUGCAAUAAUCCCAUUUCCUGCAAUAAUCUGAUUUCCACCUCUUGCUGGUUGUCACUUCUGCCGCGUUCUGAUGUUGUAGUCUGCGGCGUGGAAGGGCGGUCCUGCAGCGCGUCAGCCGCAGUGUGGGACGUAGUUUAGCGUCAGACCCAGUCUCAACAGAGACUAACUGGUCUUUAGGCAGCAGUGUUCUGGGUCAGGGGGAGUGAUGAAGGCCGUUUCCCACAGACUCAUCUCAACCUCUGCUGGGGGCCGCGGGGCUUCACCCCUGCUGGGGGGGCGUUGGGGCUUCACCCCUGCUGGGGGCCGCGGGGCUUCACCCCUGCUGGGGGCCGCGGGGCUUCUGGCUGAAGUCAGACUCUGGGAUUGUCUCCUGGUCCGCAGAAGCUCAGAUCAGGUUUUAGCAGAAGAAUGUUCCGGCACUUCUAUGCAACGCUCGCUUCCUGCUGUCGUGUGCGGCGGUCUGAAGCACUUUGACGAGAAUGUAAUUCUGUUUCCCGGUUGGAUCUCUGUUGACUUUAAGGGAAUGUUUGGCGUCUGCCAUGAUUUUAAAAAUGUUCACAGCCGAACGGAAAAUAGAGAAACUUCAGAUUCUUUUGGACUUUUUUCUCCAACCCUUUCUUUUUUCUUUUUAAACUUUUUUCUGCUUCUUUGUUAAAAUGAUGAAUACUAAAAUUCAAAAGCUAAAGUUCAUUUCCUCUGUUGUGCCCCGGUUUAUUGGUCUGAAGGAACCAAAGAUCCUCCCCCCGUCUGUUUUUGUCUGCUCCUGGAUGUUUCCUGCUGAAUAAAACUCUAAUGUGUUGAGGAGA